Pestalotiopsis fici W106-1 is the source of this 1317-nucleotide messenger RNA. RefSeq lists its product as uncharacterized. Gene Ontology annotation, cellular component: U5 snRNP. The coding region runs from base 1 to 1317 and encodes 438 amino acids. The record is from RefSeq and is a predicted model, not a curated record. The transcript has a single exon. NCBI's taxonomy places the organism in Eukaryota, Fungi, Ascomycota, Sordariomycetes, Amphisphaeriales, Sporocadaceae. Gene Ontology annotation, molecular function: protein binding.
AUGUCGUCGAGAUACAGUGCGGCGCGACCAAAGCGCGCUGGAGAGGCGUACGCACGAGCACACCAUGGCGAGACUGGCCCCGACUCCAAAAAGGUCAAGUUUGACGUGCGCAACCCCUCGGCUCUUGCCCCAGAUGCUGCCGAGGAUGGUGAGGACGGGGCUGAUGCCUACCUAGAGGUAGAUGCUGAGGUGAUACGCGGGAGUGCCGCGACCAAACGUGGCGCUGUCAACAUUGACGGCUACGACUCUGACUCUGACCGCGAGGAGCUGGGUGUACGCAGGACAGAGAAAAAGCCGGAUAAGAAUGUUGAUGAUGUCGACGACAUGUUUGCCGACGAGGAUGGAGAUGAAAAGGACGACGAAGUUGACUACUCCACCGGCAAGAAGAGCAAGGAAGUCCGCUUCCUCGACAGUGCUGACAUUGACGGCCAAGACUUGAGAUCCAAGGGUGGAGGCACCAUCCGGCUAGACGAAGAGUCUGAUGACGAGGACGAUGAGGAGACGGUUGCUCUUGCCAUCCAAGAAGAAGAUAUUGACGAGGAAGUCGGUGCUGGAGGACUGAAGAAGCAUGCGCCCAAGGUUGAGGCUUUCAAUCUGAAGGCAGAGGCCGAGGAGGGUCGCUUUGACGAGGCUGGCAACUUUGUCCGUAAAGCAGCAGACAAGGAUGCCCAGCAUGAUCGCUGGCUGGAGGGCCUCAGCAAAAAGGAUAUGAAAAAGGCUGCCGAGGCCCACGAAAAACGCGAAGCCGAAUUGCGGCAAAAGAGGCGGGAAGACGAUGACAUCUUGACCUCGGAUUUGCUGAAGCAAUUGAUCCUCCGACUAGAGCCCAGCGAAACCGCCCUGGAAGCACUUGCGCGACUCGGCAAGGGCCAGGCCAAAACCAAAAAGGUUCCCAAAUGGAAACAGAAGAAGCAGAAACAAAAGGAUGAUGCCAUGGAUGUUGACGCCGAGAAACAACCAGAAGAUCCCGAGCAGGCCCGUAUCAAGGAGGCCAUCGACGACAUUACGGAUGCUUCCGACAAGCUACUUGGUCGGGAAAGACCUGACAUUUAUGACAGGGAACGAGAGCUCCUCAUUCGUGAAUGGAGUAGGGAGACCCAAGAACGAUGGGUUGAGCCUGAAGUUGUAAAGGAAGAAACACCGGCUACCAAGAUGUGGGAGUAUCGAUGGAUAGAUGGUAGAGAUGAAGCAGCCAAACAGGGACCGUAUGAUGGUCCGACAAUGAAGGCCUGGCAGGAUGCUGGCUAUUUUGGAGAAGGUGUCGAAUUUAGAGAGGUUGGCAGCGAGACUUGGUCAAGGAUUGUAAGCUUCGUAUGA